AUGGAAGUUGCCCAAGUGGAUAUGGCUGCUGCGGGAACAACAACUGCUAUCCCCUUGACGGCGAGUGCUGCAAUGGUGGAAAGUAUUGUCCUAAAGGCCAGCGUUGUGUCAAAUAUGACAGUGGAGAAAAGGGAUGUCUUCCUGUGGGGAGCUCUAGCGGAAACACGGACUAUUGCUCUGGCCUGCUUCGGUAGCGGUUACAGAGAAUGCCCCGGCGACUCGAAGAAGUGCUACAACCCAAAUGACCCACGAUAUGACAGCUGUGACUGGAGCUCUGGCGGCGGCGAUGACAAGCAAGAUGGCGGCACAGCGACCAAUGGAUCUUCCCCUGCGCCAUCUUCUGCAUCACCUACACCUACACCGUCUACAGAAGAAUCCACUACCUCGGCUACGAUAACAGGUGGUACCUCUGUGGAGUAUGAGUGGUAUACAUGGACCGUUACUUGCCGAGAAAGGUCGUACUGGAGUUACUUUUACACCGACAUCACCAUCAUCACGUCGACUAUAUAUGAAACAUCAACCCUGAUCUCAGUGUAUGCCACCAACAGCGCGGAAGCCAGUUCUUCACUUGCUGAAGAAACCGAGACAAUGUCAUUUUAUACUCCCCCAGCUGCAACUGCUCUGGCAUCCAGAACAUCGACCAGAACAACUUCACGAUUUAACCCCUCGACCACCACAUCAUCCCCAUUUCCCUCAGUGUCGCAAUAUGGAGGGAGUGCCAGUGCCGGUAACAGUCGCGCUGCGGACCUUCAAAACUGGUGGCAGCUAUCUUGUCUUGCAGUCAUGGCAAUAAUGCCAGUAUGGACUCUUUUGUCUUUCGUUGGUACUUCAAAGCUUGUGGCUGGCUGA
Molecule: messenger RNA, 849 nt
Organism: Nannizzia gypsea CBS 118893
Lineage: Eukaryota; Fungi; Ascomycota; Eurotiomycetes; Onygenales; Arthrodermataceae
Exons: 4
Coding region: 1-849 (282 amino acids)
Source: RefSeq, a predicted model, not a curated record